Aegilops tauschii subsp. strangulata is the source of this 555-nucleotide messenger RNA. The record is from RefSeq and is a predicted model, not a curated record. Lineage: Eukaryota; Viridiplantae; Streptophyta; Magnoliopsida; Poales; Poaceae.
AUGUCGACACAAAACUUUGGACAAGAUGGGAGGAAGGAAGGCUUGAACUUCCUUGAACUGGAUUUUGAUUUCUAUGAGAACCCUGACACCAUCGAGGACCAUGAUUUCUGUGGCAAAGAGCUCGACCGUCCUCUCUACUGUGUUCUUCACGAUACCAACCCUCUCAGGUGUGUGGCUUUUGAAGGAAGUGACACGGGGAGGAGGUUCUUCGGCUGUGCUGUGAAAAGAGGCGUGAACUGUGGAGUUGUCGAAUGGGUUGACCGCCCAUGGCCUAUCAUUAUGCAGAGGUGCCUACUCAAGCUUUGGGGGAUGUUAGAUGAGAGCAAUGAUGAUAGGCAAGCAAAGGAUGAAGAGAUAAGCAAGCCUAAAAUGGAUAAUGAACAAGUGAACCUUAAGCUCGAGAAUCUUGUUGCAGCUGUGGAAAGAACUAAUGUAACUACCAUGAAGAUUGACAGGCAGAAGAAGCAGAUGGGUAUCGUUGAUAAAGACGUCAAGCUCAUUCAGAGGUCUCUCACAAGUGCCAUUCAUAAUGUUAAGGACGACAAGGGUGCAUAA